Molecule: messenger RNA, 2250 nt
Organism: Carlito syrichta (Philippine tarsier)
Lineage: Eukaryota; Metazoa; Chordata; Mammalia; Primates; Tarsiidae
Gene: SAFB
Product: scaffold attachment factor B
Exons: 15
Biological process (GO): regulation of transcription by RNA polymerase II; regulation of mRNA processing
Cellular component (GO): nucleus
Molecular function (GO): sequence-specific DNA binding; RNA binding
Source: RefSeq, a predicted model, not a curated record
AUUCCUGUUAAAUCCGUAGAAAAUGAGAAAAUACUCGACAUUUUGGGGGAAACUUGUAAAUCUGAGCCAGGAAAAGAAGAAGGUUCCGAGCUGGAGCAGCCAUUUGCACAGGAUACAAGUAGCGUGGGGCCAGACAGAAAGCUUGCGGAGGAAGAGGACCUUUUUGACAGCGCCCAUCCGGAGGAGGGUGACUUAGAUUUGGCCAGCGAGUCAACACACGCUCAGGCGGGCGAGGCAGACAGCCUGUUAGCGGUAGUGAAAAGGGAGCCCGUGGAGCAGCCGGGCGAUGGCGGCAGGACGGACUGUGAGCCUGUAGGGCCAGAGCCGGCAGUUGAGCAGAGUAGCGCGGCCUCCGAGAACGCGGAGGCCUCUAGCGAGGAGGUCGCGGAAGCGCCCACGGAAGCCCCAAGCCCCGAAGCCAGAGAUAGCAAGGAAGACGGGAAGAAGUUUGCUUUUGAAGCUUGUAAUGAAGUCCCUCCGGCUCCUAAAGAGUCCUCAGCCAGUGAGGGCGCUGAUCAGAAAAUGAGUUCUGUCGAAGAUGACUCGGAUACAAAACGACUUUCCAAAGAGGAGAAAGGUCGUAGCAGUUGUGGUAGAAAUUUCUGGGUUAGCGGACUUUCUUCCACGACCAGAGCAACGGACUUGAAGAAUCUUUUCAGCAAAUACGGGAAGGUGGUGGGUGCCAAGGUUGUCACGAACGCCCGGAGUCCUGGAGCUCGCUGUUACGGCUUUGUUACGAUGUCCACAGCAGAAGAGGCAACAAAAUGCAUUAACCACCUGCACAAGACGGAGCUCCAUGGGAAGAUGAUCUCCGUGGAAAAAGCAAAAAAUGAACCUGCCGGGAAGAAAACCUCUGAAAAAAGAGAUAGUGAGGGCAAGAAGGAGAAGUCAAGCGACAGAUCUGCGAACCUCAAGAGGGAUGAGAAAGGCGACAGAACAGAUGAUGCUAAAAAGGGCGAAGACGGAAGUGGAGAAAAGACUAAGGACCAAGAUGAUCAGAAACCUGGCCCUUCAGAGCGGUCUCGAGCCACCAAGUCAGGAAGCCGAGGAACCGAGCGCACUGUGGUCAUGGACAAAUACAAAGGGGUGCCUGUCAUCAGCGUGAAAACGUCAGGAUCCAAAGAGAGAGUUUCCAAAAGCCAGGAUCGCAAAUCAGCCAGCAGAGAGAAGCGGUCCAUUGUGUCCUUUGAUAAAGUCAAAGAACCUCGGAAGUCGAGAGAUUCAGAGUCCCGUAGGGUGCACGAGCGCAGCGAGCGGGAGCAGCGCAUGCACGCGCAGUGGGAGCGCGAGGAGCACGAGCGGCUGGAGUUCGCCCGCGAGCGGCUGGCCUUCCAGCGCCAGCGGGGAUCUCCAGUAGUUGGAGCGCAGCAGAGAGAGGUUGCAGAGAGGGAAAGCAUUUUCUUGGUGAAAUUACUUCCUGUCCCAUGGAGUGCCGGGACCUGGGCCAGAGGGCUGUGCUUCCCCAGCAUCCUCAGGAGUGACAUAUUUGGGAGGAUGGCCCUCCUUCCUUUUUCGUGUCCCCUCAGGCGAGAUGAUGCCUACUGGCCAGAAGCCAAGCGGGCCGCCCUGGAUGAGCGCUACCACUCUGACUUCACCCGCCAGGACCGCUUCCACGACUUUGACCACAGGGACCGGGGCCGCUACCCCGACCACUCAGUGGACAGGAGAGAAGGUUCAAGGUCAAUGAUGGGAGAAAGAGAAGGGCAGGGUCCCCGCUGCGGCUGGAAUGACAGCCACGGGCGGGGCAGUCCAAAGCAGAGAUGUCUUUCUUCAAGGGGCAGACGUGACUGGGGGGACCACGGCCGAAGAGAGGAUGACCGGGCGUGGCAGGGUGCUGCAGACGGGGGCAUGAUGGACAGGGAUCACAAGAGGUGGCAAGGCGGUGAGAGGAGCAUGUCUGGCCACUCUGGGCCCGGCCACAUGAUGAACCGGGGAGGGAUGUCAGGGUGCGGCAGCUUCGCCCCAGGCGGGGCCUCCCGGGGCCACCCCAUCCCGCACGGCGGCUUUGGAGGCCAGAGCCGCGGCAGCAGACCCAGUGACGAGCGCUUCACUCGCCGCUACUAAGUCCUCCGACCCUGCGUCCUGUCACGUGGCAACAAGGCUCUGUUCUUUUAGGAGUUAUCUUAAAACUGUGUACAAAUAUUUUUUUUUAUCUGCUGCCAUAUUGUAGCUCAAUACAAUGUGAAUUUGUUUUUUGUUUUUUCCUUUGUUUUUUUUGUAAUAAAUGUGUUUCCGUUCACAUACCCUUUA